GCAACAUUGGUAUAAUGUCCGCCACCCGUGAGCGAAACGUUCGCUCGAUCUCGCUCUGUCGAUGAGUUUGGGUGGAAGCCAUUUUAUUCUUGUGAAUGUUAAAAAAUAUUUUUCGGGAUUUCUCGAUUUCAAAUUAAUCGUGUCAAUGUGUGCCUACAACAAGUGUCUUUUGUGACGUGCAUUCGUGCUGUGAAAGUUGAUAAUGUUCGUGUUUCAAAUCGGUUUGUGUUGACCUGCCCGUUUCUCACACGGACGUACAGGCAGGCAUCGAUUAGUGCAGACGGCAGCCUCUGACGGCGAAUCGAGGCCCUGGAAUAGCUAGUGGUGUGCGCCAUGGGCAAUAAUGCUGCCACCGCCAACAAAAAGGUGGAUGCCGCCGAGAGCGUCAAGGAAUUCCUCGACCAGGCCAAGGAGGACUUCGAGGAGAAAUGGAAGAAGAAUCCUACCAACACCGCCGGACUGAACGACUUCGAGCGAAUAAAAACGCUCGGGACGGGCUCGUUCGGCCGAGUCAUGAUAGUUCAACACAAACCCACCAAGGAAUAUUACGCUAUGAAAAUAUUAGAUAAGCAGAAAGUCGUAAAGUUGAAGCAAGUAGAGCAUACGUUAAACGAAAAGCGUAUCUUGCAGGCGAUCAAUUUUCCUUUCCUCGUAAGCCUUAAGUUUCAUUUUAAAGACAACUCCAAUCUGUACAUGGUUCUGGAGUACGUCCCGGGCGGUGAGAUGUUCUCGCACCUCCGCAAGGUGGGGCGAUUUUCGGAGCCCCACUCGCGGUUUUACGCCGCCCAAAUAGUCCUAGCGUUCGAGUACCUCCACUACCUGGACCUCAUCUACCGGGACCUCAAGCCGGAGAAUCUGUUGAUCGACUCCCAGGGCUACCUCAAAGUGACCGACUUCGGCUUCGCGAAGCGAGUGAAGGGCCGCACGUGGACGCUGUGCGGCACGCCCGAGUACCUCGCGCCCGAGAUCAUCCUCUCCAAAGGCUACAACAAGGCGGUGGACUGGUGGGCGCUGGGCGUCCUCGUCUACGAGAUGGCGGCUGGAUACCCGCCCUUCUUUGCCGACCAGCCGAUACAGAUAUACGAAAAAAUCGUAUCAGGUAAGGUUCGCUUCCCGUCGCAUUUCGGCUCGGAUCUUAAAGAUCUCCUGCGCAACCUUCUACAGGUGGAUUUGACGAAGCGAUACGGCAAUCUGAAAGCGGGAGUGAAUGACAUUAAGGGACACAAGUGGUUCGCGAGCACCGACUGGAUUGCAGUCUUCCAGAAGAAGAUCGAAGCACCGUUCAUACCUCGCUGCAAAGGACCCGGGGACACUAGCAACUUUGAUGACUACGAGGAGGAGGCGUUGCGCAUCUCGUCGACGGAGAAGUGUGCGAAGGAGUUUGCCGAGUUCUGAGCGCUCAGAUGGAGCCUGCGUGCGGACAUUACUUUGCGCAGGAGUGUUGUAAUAGUGAAUCUUCCAUGACAGAGUCGUGGGGAGGCGACAUGCCUCUUGCGGGCAGCUUUGGCUGUACAUAGACAUUGAAGUGCCCGACCAGGCACCACAAGUGUAUCAAAGAGUGUAGGUGAAAUGAUGUAGAACUGACCCAGAUAUUUUUGUGGCAUAUGUUCGCUUAGUGCCCUUUCAGUUGGAGUAAACAGAUGUGGAGGUGCGUAGCUCCCUCUGGUGAUAUUCUCGGAGACAAACUGAUAGUGUAGCAGUGUUACUGAACCUUAUUGUCAGUACUGAGUGUUCUUUUGGUACUCCGUAGUUUGCCUUUGAUAGCGUUGGAAUGUGGUAAGCUUUAGUCUUUUUUUAAUUGUUUUUAUGCAAUUGAGACAGAUUGUGUAACUAUUAUUUAGGUUUUCUUGUCGCUUAUUUAGAUUUAUAGAUCGUCACAUCUAAUCUUCUCAAUUUUCGAUAGUAUCAAACAGCAUGUUCACACCACUACUUUUUUAUUACCAUAAAUUUUUUAAGGAGGAAUACAAGAAAGGUUUAGCUGUUUUAAAUGUGCAAUCAGAUUUUACUUUAAUUUAUAUAAAGGUUAAUAAAGUUUGUUUUGUUUUGAAAAAACAACACUAUACUAUUUGACCAAAUACUUAAUGCAAUUUUUUAUCCAGGAUAUUUUUGAAACUCAUUUAAACUUGUAAAGUAUUUUAUGCAGACUAAACAGAUUCCUAAAAGGAUAAAAUUUAUAGUUAGUGGUGUAUUUUCUGUCACUAAUUAAGUCUGUUGUUAGUAAUGUUGUUUAGUAAAGUAAAAAAAUCUUUAAGUGAGUUUCAAAAUGAAAUGAUGCAAAGAUUGCCUUAACGUACAAAAAAAAUAACUUGAAUCACAUUUUAUUCAUUUAUUCAUAAUACUACUCUAAUUAAGUACUAUUGGUCAGUGAGUAUCUUAUAAAUCAGAUAUAAAUUCUAAGAUAAAGGCAAAUCUAUUUGUUUAGAUAUCUUUCUGUAUGAUUAACAUUUAAGUACUGAUGAGGUAGUCAUACAAUAUUAAUGCAUUAUGUUCAUCUAAAUAAAAGAAUUAGAAACAUUAAAAAUUUCAAAAAAAUUCAAAUUCAAAAUUCAAAAUAUUUUUAUUCAAUUAGACUUUUACAAGACUUUUAUUUACUUAAAGAAAGCUUAGAGGGUUAACUU
This is a messenger RNA of Maniola jurtina (meadow brown), 2618 nucleotides long. It is a transcript of the gene Pka-C1, whose product is annotated as cAMP-dependent protein kinase catalytic subunit 1. Bases 334 to 1395 code for a protein of 353 amino acids. Gene Ontology annotation, cellular component: cAMP-dependent protein kinase complex; nucleus. Gene Ontology annotation, biological process: peptidyl-serine phosphorylation. Lineage: Eukaryota; Metazoa; Arthropoda; Insecta; Lepidoptera; Nymphalidae. The transcript has a single exon. Gene Ontology annotation, molecular function: ATP binding; cAMP-dependent protein kinase activity. The record is from RefSeq and is a predicted model, not a curated record.